AUGUGUCGAUGUUGGGAUACAAAUAGGCCUGUCAAAGUGGAAAUGACUUCAACACCCGGAAAGUGGUGUAGAGGACCUAAAUCUUUGAUGGAAAACCGAGUUGCUAGAAAGGAAACAUGGAUUUGUGGAGAAGAUGAUGAGAUAAAAGGUGACGGGGAUGAAGAAUUUGGUGAAGUAAUAUGUGGAGAUGAUUGUUGGAGGGAAGAUGAUGGAGGAAAUGAAUUGGAUGAAGAGGGAUAUGGUGGGACAAGUAGAGUUUGGUUACAUAGUAUAGGGAGGUGGGGUAUGGAUUUGGACGGAAUGAUGGUCGAGUCUGUGAGAAGGUGUUGUAUGGCCGAGUGGUGUUUGUUGGGGUCCCGUUUGGUGGAAUGA
Molecule: messenger RNA, 372 nt
Organism: Dovyalis caffra
Lineage: Eukaryota; Viridiplantae; Streptophyta; Magnoliopsida; Malpighiales; Salicaceae
Source: the annotation of a GenBank genome assembly